CCGUCGCCGUCGCGACCGCCUGUCAGCCCUAUCACGCCGACGCUAGCGCCAGCGCAGUUGCCGGCCACUGCCGCUACCAGUACUUCGUCUGGCUACCCUCGCGAUUUCGCGCUAGGCCGCCCUGCAUUUGCGCACUCGCAGCCUGACCAGGUCGGCAUCCUACCGCCGCCUGUCGUCCCUAUAGCCUUCGACGACAACCCGGACGUGCUGGCCCUCAAGAGCGCCAUCUCCAUCCUGCAGCUGCAGCGCGCGCGCGCAACUGCCGACAUGCAGACUCUCAGUCGGGCCAAGGCAGCCGCACUGGCGGACCCCGGCGCGUUCGUCGCCGACUUGGUUUUGGGGCGGGAGAACGCCGAGGACGGGAAUGCAGACGGCAACGUCGCCAUGGCCGGGACCAGCGCCGCCGGCACGGAAUCACAGGCGACACCAAGUAGUGCUGACAAAAUAAAGAAAAAGAAAAACAAGAAGCGGCGUAAAGCCGAAAAAGAUGUCGCCGCCGCGGCAGCGGCCUGGCGCAAGCUUCCCAAGCCACAGAACGUCGUGCGCUGCCCGCCCGUCAACUGGGCACAGUACGCUGUAGUAGGCGAGUCGCUAGACAAGCUGCACGCCGAGCAGGUAGCGGCGCCGUCGCUGGGGGCACCGGCGGUGCUGGGGCCGGGGGGCGCGUACGAGUUCAAGGCUGGUGCUCAGAAAGCGCCUGCGAACGAACCGCCUCCGCGGCGUCUCGUGGGAAUUGCCGCGCCGUACACGCCGGGGAGGGACAAGCUGGAGAAGAAAGCGAAG
Lasiosphaeria miniovina is the source of this 783-nucleotide messenger RNA. RefSeq lists its product as uncharacterized. The transcript is spliced from 3 exons. The annotation marks the transcript as partial. The record is from RefSeq and is a predicted model, not a curated record. NCBI's taxonomy places the organism in Eukaryota, Fungi, Ascomycota, Sordariomycetes, Sordariales, Lasiosphaeriaceae.